Messenger RNA from Cucurbita moschata (crookneck pumpkin), 4059 nucleotides. Its product is annotated as protein CROWDED NUCLEI 1-like. Gene Ontology annotation, cellular component: nucleus. The record is from RefSeq and is a predicted model, not a curated record. NCBI's taxonomy places the organism in Eukaryota, Viridiplantae, Streptophyta, Magnoliopsida, Cucurbitales, Cucurbitaceae. The transcript has 9 exons. Gene Ontology annotation, biological process: nucleus organization. The coding region runs from base 368 to 3799 and encodes 1143 amino acids.
UCUAGGUCUGUAUGCGUUUCCCCCUCUCUCUAUAACCCGUUUCGUGUUUAUUCCUGACUGGAUUCUCUCCCGUUCCGGCAACGACAGACAACGACGCCCUUCUCCAUUUUCUCUCUUCCACACCUUUCAUUCUUUCUUCGGAUUCCUUCUCCCUUCUAUUCUGGCAACGGCAACGACGCCAACCAGCCUUCCCGUUUGGAAGCGGGCCAACGCUACCCAGCAGCUCUUCUUCCGGAAACGACAACGGUGGAAGUAGGGUUUCUGUAGAACUUGUCGGAGCAUCUCAUUUCUUUUGUGUUUGUUUUCAAUUCAUUUGAGAAUUGGGUUUCGGUCUCUCUACAUUGCAUACAAGCGAUAGCACCUCAUCAUGUUCACGCCUCAGAGGAAGGAUGUGGCUUUUACAGACGGCCCACCGCCGCCGUUGGGGUCUCUGAACGACCGAUUCCAUAAAAUUGCGGCAGCUGCGGAUACUGGGAACAUGGACGAUUGGAGGAAGUUUAAGAAGGCGGGGUUGUUGGACGCGGCUGCAAUGGAGCGCAAGGAUCGGGAGGCGCUUCUUGAGAAGGCUUCAAGGCUUCAGAGCGAGCUUUUUGAUUACCAGCACAAUUUAGGACUUAUUUUGCUAGAGAAGAAAAUGUGGGCUUCAAAGUAUGACCAACUAGGGCAAGAUUUAGCAGAAACUGAGGAGAUCUUCAAACGUGAACAAUCAGCACACUUAAUUGCAUUAUCUGAAGUUGAAACGAGGAGGGAUAAUUUGAAGAAAGCUCUUGCUGCCGAGAAGCAACAUGUGUCUAGUCUUAAAAAGGCUUUAUGUGAAGUAAAGGAGGAGCGUGCAGAAAUCAAGCUUACUUCUCAGAAAAAGUUGGCUGAUGCAAAUGCUUUGAUGCAUGGAAUUGAGGAGAAAUCUUUGAAGUUGCAGAAAAAGUUGAAUGCUGCUGAAGCCAAGCUUGCUGAGGUAAAUAGGAAGAGUUCAGAGUUGGAGAUGAGGAUGCAUGAAGUUGAAGCUCGUGAAAGUGUGCUUCAGACGGAGCAAAUAUCCUUGGCCACAAGGAAAGAAGCACAUCAGGUGACUUCCCAUAAAGAAGAAGACGGCUUACGUAAGUGGCAACAAAAGUUGCAGGAACGGGAAGAAAGCUUGAGCAGGAGUCGUGAAUUGCUAAAUGAUAAAGAGCAGAAGGUAAAUGAAAAUGGCACAAUUAUGAAACAAAAAGAGAAGGAUCUCGAAGAGAUAAAGAAGAAGAUUGAUCAAUCAAGUUCAAUUCUGAAAGAGAAGGAAGAUGAUGUAAAUAGACAAUUGGCAGAUGUAGAAGCAAAAGAGAAGGAAGCUGAUUUAUCAAGAAGUCUCUUAGAGAAAAAACAAGAAGAAUUAGAUCAUAUGGAAGAAAACCUUCGUGGGAGAGAAAGGAUGGAAACCCAGCAGCUGCUUCAUGAACAAAGUGCUCUUCUACAGAAGAAGAGAGAAGAGUUUGAGUUGCAAUUGGAAGAAAAAAGGCAUUCUGUGGAAAAUGAAGGUAGUAUCACGUUAGGAGCAAUCAAAAGGAAAGAUAUUGAAAUUAAUCAUAAGAAAGAAAAGUUAGUGAAGCAAGAACAAGCUUUGGAUAAAAAAUUGCAUAGAACAAAGGAGAAAGAGGGUGAUCUUGAACGAAAGUUAAAGGCUUUGAAGGCAAAAGAUAAGAUUUUGAAAGCUGAUGAGAGAAAGCACGAGGUGGAAAGGUUGCAAAUGCUAGCUGAUAGAGAUAGCUUACAGUCUCUCAUUGAUGAGAUUGAGAAAAUCAGGACUGCAAGUACGCAGAAGGAGUGGCAAUUUCACGAGGAGAGGGAGAAAUUGCAGGUGAUAAAAGAAGAGAGAUCAGAGCAUGUUCGUUUACAAUGUCAAUUGAUGCAGGAAAUUGAGAGUUACAGACUUCAGAACAAAAUAGUUACGAAAGAACAUGAUGAUCUGAAGCAGGAAAGGGUCAAGUUUGAAAGAGAUUGGGAAGCCUUAGAUGAGAAAAGGACUGAAAUACAUAAUGGACUUGGAGAUCUUGAGGAGUUGAGGAAGAAAUUAGAGAUCUUAAGGACAGAGGAGGAAAGGUUGAGAAAUGAGAAAACUGAGAUGCUAAUUUAUAUGCAGAGAGAGUUGGAUAAUGUCAAGCAAGAAAAAGAAUUAUUUGCCUCAACUACAAGGCAUGAGCAGCAAGCCUUGUCUCAGCAGGCCCAAAAUAAGCAUAACCAAUUACUUCAAGAUAUAGAGUUGCAGAGAAAAGAUCUUGAGAGUCACUUGCAGAAGAGCCAGGAGGAACUAGAGAAAAGACGGCAGGAAAGGGAGCUAGCAUUUGAAGAGGAGAGAAAGAGAGAACGAAAUGAAAUUUUGUACUUGAAAGACAUUGCUCUGAAGGAAAAGGAAGAGUUAUCAUCUGAGAGGCAUCAAUUGGAAAAGGAAAAGGAGGUUGUUACCAUGAAUAGGAAGGAAUUGAUAGCAGACCAUCUUGAAAUUCAUCAAGAUAUAGACAAACUCAACGUAUUAAGUAAGGAGCUGAAAUGUCAGAGAGAACAGCUUAUUCAAGAUAGGAUUUGCUUUUUGGCUUUUGUUGAUAAGCUUAAGAGUUGUGAGAAUUGUGGCGUCUCCAUUAAGGAAUUUAUGGUUCCUGACCUCCAAAUGCCUGCAGACAUCAGAGAACCGGACCUUCUAGCAAAUCUAGAUGUAGAAUCUUUAAAACUUUUCCAGAAAGAAUUAGCUGCUUCCGAGUUCGAUUCAGACUCUGGAGGCCGCAUGUCUUGGCUCAGAAGAUGCAGCAGAAAGAUUUUAAAUCUGUCUCCUAUCAAGAGAAUUGGACAAGUAGUUCCUCCCGUUUCCAUGAAGUUGGCUGCAGAUUGUACUGAUUUAGAAGCUAAGGAGCCUAGCGUUAGUGCUGGCGAUGUGAAAAGAUUUUCAUUUAGUGAUAACAUCAGAGUGGCUGAAGAUAGACAUGCGCACACAUUUGAUGAUUUUGGCAACGUAGACAGCAAGUUUGAAGAAGCUUCAGAAGGUUCCAAACAACCUGACCUAAAGAGAGAGAAGCAGAAACGUGAGAAAGGACUCAAUUCCAGGCAUAGAACACACUCGAUGAAAGCAACUGUUCAAGAUGCAAAAUUGUUUCUUGGAGAAACUGUGGGACAAUCGGAUCUUAAUGUACUUGUACAGAAAAGUGAUUCCAAAUUUUCAAAUAAAGAAACUACCAAUGUUAGGAAACGGCCACGGGCAGAAUCCUCCACAAUUUCUGUUAGUGAGCAGGAUGGAGAUGAUAGUGAACGAUGUUCUGAUAGCAUCACAACAGGUAGGCAACGUAAAAGGCAGCAAAAGAUUGCUUCGGUGCAGGCACAAGGAGAAAGCCGAUAUAAUCUGAGGCGACCCAAAAUUGGUGGCACAGCUAGUGCAACUGAGGUUUCAGGAAACCUGACAACAGGUAUGGAGAAAGAAAAGGAUGCAACCAUGACAGCGAAAGUGGAACCAAGUGGGGAAGCUUUUGUUACCUCUUCGUUGAGAAGUGUCGAUGGUGAGAACAUAAAAAAAGCAGACUAUGUGCAGCUUACAACAGUCAGAACCAUCUAUCGAUCGGAGGAUAGAGUAGUUCAGUUUGAAUCGCUGAGAAAUCCUGAAGAUAAUGCUUCUAUGGAGAAGUUGGUUGGUAUGGAUGAUUUGUGCGAUGAAGUGAAUGAUACGUCGGAAUAUGAAGAUGAAGAUGGAAACAUGAUCGAUGACGCAGAAGACGAGUACGAUGAAGAGCAGCCUGAUGCAAAAUCGAUUGGAAAGAAGAUCUGGACCUUCUUCACAACUUGAGAAGAGGAUUUUUCAUUCCCAAACUUGUCAAUAUUAUCAUUUGCGGAACUUUUAGCAUUCAACUUAGAGUAGCAUUUUGAGCUCUUCUUCUGUCGCUAUUUUGUAUUUUGAUUUUAGCUCCCAAUCGUUACUUGUAAUCUUUAGAUUUUAAGGUAAUCACCGAGCAAGCCCUUUUUAUGGGGGGAAAGGGAGGAUUUCAACUUCCUCCGGUUCACUUUUACGCUAAAUAAAUUCUUAAUUCAUCAAAUUUUACUUAUCAA